AUGCCAGGGAAUCUGCUUCAUCUACGUCUACCUCUUCAGGACCAAACCAACAAAGUCCGGCCCACCCAGACGCGAAAGGCUGAGAUUCCAGUUUCACGACUGACGGUGACAGAACCUCCCAAACUGCUCGAUGGAUAUCAAGAGCUCACUCCGUCAAUCUUUGAAGAAUCGUUCACAACGACCCCUAAGAGACGCGGAAACAAGACGGUCAAGCAGGCGAUUCGGGUGCCUCAACUACGCUCUUGCUCCUCUGCGCCAAUUCUCGAGAAGGAUGCUAGCGACGAUUCGCCUCAAACUGUGUUUCUAUUUGAUGAUGCAGACGCUCUGUCCGCGUUGAACGAAAGUCGGAAACGUUUUUUGGAGACGCCAGAUGGCCAAAUAAAAAACAAAGAUGGAUUUUGUCAAGAAACUGAUUGGUCCGACUCUCCAAAUUCCGUGGUCAUUAGCGGUUGCACACCAGAUAAGCGUCGUCGAUUGCACAUUUCAGCAUCAACAGGGCAGCUUGAUACAGAAGUUGCCGGAAAUUUUGAUUGUCUUGUUGAGGAGCGUGAAGUGGAAUAUACUUUGCCAGUUGUGCCUGACUCGGAGUGCAAGGCAAAAUCUUCGGCGUUCAAGUACAUAUCACAGGAUACUCUUGUAAGCGAACUGGAGCAAUUGGGAGACCAAUUUGAACAAAAAUACAUCCUUGUCGAUUGUCGAUACAGCUAUGAAUAUGAAGGUGGUCAUAUCAAGUUUGCCCAUAAUUCUAAUGAGACGAGUUUGGUGACGUCGAUCUUCUUUUCUGAUGAUCCAGUUAUAUUUGGAAACAGACGAGCACGAAUCCCUAUCUUCUAUUGUGAAUUUUCUGAAGUCCGCGGCCCUAGGAUGGCAAACGAACUUAGACGGAUUGAUCGUGCACUGAACUUGGAGCGAUAUCCCUUCGUCGAGUACAAACAAAUUUUUGUGUUACACGGAGGCUACCGUGGAUUUUAUGGUCAAGAACACGAACACGUGAUGAAGACUCGAAAAUUUUGUACGCCUAUGUCUUACGUCCCAAUGAAUCACCCAGAGCAUGUGAACAAAUUACGAGAACUGUCUGCUCAUCGCAAGCGCUUGGACAAAGGCCGACGGCAGGGAAGAGUACAUCCAAAAGUGCGGACUCAGGAACGCUUGUUGAUUCAAGGGCCCGUUUUUGAUGCUGAUGAAAUUGAAGAUCGCCAU
Molecule: messenger RNA, 1200 nt
Organism: Mesorhabditis belari
Lineage: Eukaryota; Metazoa; Nematoda; Chromadorea; Rhabditida; Rhabditidae
Source: the annotation of a GenBank genome assembly